Molecule: messenger RNA, 2585 nt
Organism: Pieris rapae (cabbage white)
Lineage: Eukaryota; Metazoa; Arthropoda; Insecta; Lepidoptera; Pieridae
Gene: emei
Product: transmembrane protein 161B
Exons: 9
Coding region: 156-1565 (469 amino acids)
Source: RefSeq, a predicted model, not a curated record
GACACCUGUAAUCUGUAAUCUGCAUUCUGCAUGUAUAUUUUUAUUUCAGAUAAUUGACAAUUUAGGUUAGCCUCGGAGUUCGGACCGGAUUAUAUUAAUUUAGAACUUAAAUUAUGUAUUUAGGAGGAAUAAGUGAUCUUUAACAUAAGAUCAUCAUGGCGCUCCUAGGAGCUCAACUCGUUAUAACACUUAUAAUGGUUUCAAUCAUACAAAAGCUUGGCAAUUAUUCCUUUGCAAGAUGGUUAUUAUGUUCGCAAGGUUUAUAUCGAUACCUGUAUCCUGAUAAUAGUGAAUUAAAGAGUUUGGCGGGAGUUCCAAAAGAAAGACCGAAAGUCAAAAAGGGUGGAAAAAAUGAAUUAAAUGGAAAACCUGAAACAUUUCAUAUUCCUAGAAGCUUAGAUAUACAGUUGGAAACAGCUCCAGUAACAGCAUUAGACCUAGUACAUCUCCGGUUCUAUUCAGACUAUAUUUGGAUAGUGGAUUUUUCAUUAUAUUCUAGCAUAGUAUAUAUAAUAUCGGAGAUUUAUACCUGGAUAUUUCACCUUAAAGAUGAAUUUAAUCUGAGUAUGGUGUGGUGCCUCUUGGUGGUCCUCUUUUCAUUUAAAAUAUUACUCUCACUGACUAAACAGUACUUCACUAGUGAUGAGUCUAUCAGUGAAAGAUCUAUUUGCAUUGUAGCUUUCUGUGUAUUCCUUCUUGUCGCUAUGAUGGUGCUGAUUGUGGAUGAGAGCAAUUUAGAGGUUGGUGUUGAUCCAGCUUAUGAUAGCUUUUAUGAAAAUGCAUCAAAAUUCCUGGAGAACCAAGGCCUAAGUUCUGUUGGUCCAGCAUCAAAACUAAUUUUAAAGUUAUCAUUGGCAAUUUGGGCUGCCUUUAUUGGUACUCUAUUUACAUUUCCUGGCUUGAGAGUUGCCAGAAUGAAUUGGGAUUCAAUAAGGUAUUAUGGGGAAAAUAAAGUAGCUGCUAUGCUUUUAAAUGUGAACUUUGCAAUGCCAUUUAUCCUCGCUCUUAUGUGGGUGAGACCUGUUACUCGGCACUAUUUAACUGUCCGUGUUUUCAGUGGCAUGACUGAACCACUUAUGACGUCGGCGCAAUUUGACUCCAUGCGUCUGAUUCUGGUUAUCAUCACAAUGGUACUCCGAGUAAUCCUGAUGCCGCGUCAGCUCCAGGCUUACUUAGAUAUGGCGCAGAGGAAACUUGACGCUCAGAAGAAAGAGGCUGGGCGUAUCACUAACAUAGAGCUGCAGAAGAAGAUAGCAUCAGUGUUCUACUACCUAUGCGUAGUGGCCCUCCAGUAUCUGUGCCCCGUGGUGAUGUGUGCCAACCUCGCACUGAUGUACAAAACACUGGGUGGGUUCACGUGGACUGGGACGGAGUUGGAACCGGUAGUGCGGACAAUGCCUACCGAUAUGGAGCAAUUUCAAAUGGCGUGGGAGAAUUUAAAGAUGAUAUUUACAACAGAGGUCUACCGUGGAGUACUAGGCUUCAGCACCUGGUGGUGCUGCUUCGCGUGGUUUAUCUCUACUUCACUCGGUGCCAUGUAUCAGAGUUACUUUAGAAUCUCAUGAGAUUUUAUAAACAAAGCUUGUUUUAUAAGUACGCUGUAGAAAAAUUUAUCCAAAAAAAAUAUUCAUAAAAAAUAAACUUUUUUAUCUUGGGUUAAAGAGAAUUGUAUAGACGACGUACUUUAACUUUUUAAACUAGACUGAAUUAUUUUUUAUGAAUAUAUUUAUAGUGUGUACAAUAAUGUGUCAUGUUUCUAUUAACUUCUUUGUUAAUGUAUUAAUGUUUGGCAGUGUUAUCUGUAACACAAGAAAAGCAUGGCUAAUCUAUUUGAAAUGACAAAAUCUCAUACAAAUUAGUUUUGUAAGUGAAGUGUUGUUUUUAUAUUUUAUUUAUUUUAAUAGUGUUGAGUUUUUGGGUAUGAUUUUAUGUUUGUUUAUUUACAUGCCUAAGCAUUGUGAGCUGGUUGACGUCAUCUAAAAAACGUAUUACACAAUGAUGUCUUUUAUUUAUAUUGUCUUUUUACUAUAUAAAGUUUAUUUGCUCUUCUGGGUUAUGUUUUGUUUUUGAAUACUAAUCAGUGAAUGUUUUUAAUGUAGAUAGCUGAUCAGUCUGGUUAUACAUACUCACAGAGAUGUUGCUGACUAAAAUCCUUCAGUAGAAUUAUAUAAAUGGUUAUAACCAUUUUGAAAUUGUAACAAAUUUUAUGUAUCAUACUUAAAGAAUGUUCUGUCCCAGAAUCAUGUCACAAGGAAUUUAAUCAGAAAAAACAAUACUUCAACAUGAAUUAAAUAGACUACAUUUAUUGACAUAUGAGAUUGAUCGCUUCAUCAGUAGGGCCUCUGGUUAAAGAUGAUCAUAGAAACACUAUCUCUUUUUUUACAUUCUAAUUAAAAAUAAAAUAUGAUGUUAAUGAAGACUGUAUCAUAGACUUAAAUAUGGGAUUGGUACCUUACCGCCAGUAUUAUUCUAAUGCAUGCUUUCAUCAACGUAUCGCUUUAAGUUAUACAAUUAAAUUUGUACUACUAUUAGACAUAGUUUAAAAUAUUUACACUGGAUUGUUUUCAAUAAAUUUUUUUAAUGUU